Trichoderma asperellum CBS 433.97 is the source of this 1379-nucleotide messenger RNA. RefSeq lists its product as uncharacterized. The record is from RefSeq and is a predicted model, not a curated record. Gene Ontology annotation, molecular function: transmembrane transporter activity. Gene Ontology annotation, cellular component: membrane. NCBI's taxonomy places the organism in Eukaryota, Fungi, Ascomycota, Sordariomycetes, Hypocreales, Hypocreaceae.
AUGAAUCCUAGUAAAGACUCACACGAGAAUGUUGAUAUCAAUACACCGAUUGAAUCUCAAGAAACCAAAAUUUACUAUGCAAAGCGGGGAGAAGUAAUAUCUCAUUUACCCAUAGAUGGAGCCAUUGAUGGAUUUCAAGCAGAUAGCCAAGGCGCACGCACGCUUCUCACUGCCGAAGAGGAGAAGACACUAUUAAGGCGUAUUGAUUGGCACCUAAUGCCUUUGUGCUCGCUUAUUUUCAUGUUCAAGAACUUAGACUCAGACAAUGUAUCAAAUGCUCGAAUUAUGAACCAAGGGACUCAUCAAAAUAUCAUGAAUCAACUUGGCAUGACAUCAGAUGAGUACAAUCUAGUAACGGCAGUAUACUAUUCACGAAUCAUAGUUACGUGGGGUGUUUGUUUGAUGCUGCAUGCUGCUGUACACAAUAAAGGUCGCCUUUAUGCUACAAGAUUUCUCCUGGGACUUGCAGAAUCAGGCCAGUUUGCGGGAAUCCUCCUCCAAAUGUGCUACUGGUAUCGACCAGAUGAGAUGUCGUUAAGACUUUUAUACUUUUGUGAGUUUAUCGCAGUACUUUUUUCUUUGUUAUUUCUCACCGAAGGAGCCGUAACGAUUGUGUUUGGAAUAUCUGUGUGGUUUUUACUUCCAGAUUUUCCGGAGAAUGCAAGCUGGUUGACCGACAAAGAAAAGGCAUUCAUUCAAGCUCGGCUACCUGCAAACGCUCCUCAAGCCAAUGAACAAGAUUUUAAACUUGGCGAAAUCGUAGCCUCGCUUAAAGAUAUACGACUCUGGCUAUUCACCUCAACCGUCAUUGCAAAUUUAGGAUUUACAAAUAAUGCGACGGCUCAAAUUCUCAACAUGUCCAUUACGGCUGCGUCGCUAAUUUUGAUUGGCGUCUCCGGGGUAUUUGCUGAUAAUGGCUGCUAUCCUUGGCCGCUAUAUCCUCUGGGGUGCUUUCUCACAAUUAUCGCCUGCUACGCAGUUCUCGUCGCUUAUCCAAAUAAUGCCGGUGUCUAUACAGCUACACUAAUCGGAAACAGCUGUGCAGCAGCGUGGUACCCCCUUAUGUGGCCUUGGAGAGUCCAGACGACAAGUAGAGCAACAGGCUCGGCAUUUUCGAUCGGGUUUGUAAAUUCGUAUGGCCAAAUCGGAGGAGCAGUGGAACCUCAAAUCUUCAGAAGUAAAUACGCUCCUCAUUACACAGUAUCUUUUGAUGUUGCCAUGGCCGUGGUCGCUCUGUGUAUGCUGGUUACUCUUCUUACGUGGUGGGUUACACAAACCACUGAAAGAGACACCAGGACACUCAAGCUAGCGCGCAAGGCUGCUGCAGCCAGAAAUGAGACAAUUUUAGAGGAUGUGGCUGAUGGAGAUUUGAACUAGUA